UUCUCAUUCACUAACGAGACUAUUAUUUAUAUAUCUACAUAUAUUAUUGUUUUCUUAUUAACUUUAAUUAAAGUUAAAAAUCUUUUAAUCUAGGAUUAUUAGUAUACUAAUGGGUGACGAUACAGAAAAAGAGGUUGGAACGCAUAUUUUGCGAAGUUAUGGAGAGUUCUUCAAAAAACAGCACCAAGAACUUUUGCUUGUUACUGAAAAUGAAAAAUGGGAAGAUAAUAAGACUUUUCUGACUGUACAAAUAACUAGGAAAGCUACUGAAAUUAUUUCCAUGAAUGAGUUGCUCUCAUCUGAUAAUACAUUGAUUACGAAAGUCCUUAGUGUUCUGUCUUCUUUGUGUGUUGAAGUGAUGAGAUUAAAAAACGAAGCUUUUGAAAGACAUUUUCCAUUUUUAGCAGUAUAUGAAGAAUAUGGUGAUUGUGAUAUCAGUUCACAAAUGCAUGCUAUAUGCUCAUUAAGUGCUUUUACUACACGCUGUGAUGAUAUCUUACGAAACAUCUGCAGUCAGGUGUUUGCUAUUUUCACUGAAGUUGUUGUCAACAUACAUGGUAUUCAAUUACAUUAUAUAAUUAAACAUAUUGGAGAAAUUUUUACAAUUUUGGUCAUCUUGGAACAGCUAAUAUCUAGCUCUUCACUCCCUUCACAAUGGAACAAAUAUUGUAAAACUUUGAAAGCAUUCAAUAAAAUGCCAGAAAAAUUCAAUAUGCUUGAGGACAAAAUCAAGUCAAUUAUAGUGGCUACUGAAAAUAUUACUUCGAAAAUAAUGAAUGAUGACAUUGUCCAAACAUCACUCCAAAAUUUGUUAUCUUUACGAAAGAGUCUAGUUGAUAAAAAUAGUUUGCCAUUGACAACAGAAUUUACACAAUAUUUAAGACAGGCAAUAACAAAUCUGGACAAACUGACACAAGAUAAACCUAACGUUAACAAUAUGUACAAAUGUAUUAAAGUGAACACUCUAUUUGUUUUGACAUCACAUUUGUUUGGUACAAUGGACAAAAAAAUAUUUAAGUCACUGACUGAAUUGAAUAUAAAGGCACACAGCGUUAAUUUAAUUGGCACUGCAGUAUGGUACCCAGAACAAUUCCUUCAGAGGCAUGUUCCAUCUAUAUGUGCAACUCAUGGAAAAUUAUCCCAAACAAUGCUGAAAGCUCGUCAAACAUAUAUUGCUAAUAGAAAAGUAUCCCUGGCUCGUGAUGUACCUAAUCUUUAUGCAUCUUGUAACCAAUGGGUGAUAAAUAUGGAAGAAUUAUUUUCUUCUCAAGAUCAUAAACUCAGUGCUGCAGAAAUGAGUUUACAUUCUAAAAUUUUAAUUGAGGGUCUAGAACUAACAUCAACUAUAAACUAUUCUGUACUCACCUUGAUUAACCUGCAUCUUUCGCUUGGAGUACCAUUAUCAAAAAAUAUAUUGAUGUCACUAUUUGAAAUUAUUAACAUUAUGAAAUCUUUACAAAAUGUUGUCUCCAGAAAUUAUAAUCAAAUAGUCAAUUCUAUUAAUAUGAUAAUCCAACACGUAAUAUUUCAAGCCACAUCAUCAAUACAGGAUGUGAAGAGAUCAGUAAUGACAGAAAAAAAUUUUGCCAGUAAAAGAUUAGAUGAGUUUACUUGUAUUGUGAUUGCUGAACAAGCUCUUAAAGGAACACCUACUAUAGAUCGUAAUAUCGCAGCGAACAUAGCCCUAAGUUUUGUUCCUAACACCACCUAUAUAGAUGACGGCUACAUAAGACUUGGAACUAUAUUGGAAAAAGUUCACACAUUAACCAAUUUCAUAAAAUCUUUUGAAGAUCACUGUAACUGUGCAUGGAUGCUAUGGCAUCAAAAUGUUAUACCCAUAUAUUAUGAACAAAAUUUUAAUACACAAUUAAAUGUUUUAAAACUGAAAUAUUUCUUUAUGGUAUUGGAAGACUGUGCAGUCUUGUUGCAUAAAACAGAUAUGUUAUAUGGUAUUAAAAAAUCUCAGAAGUUUCUUACAAAUAUGCAGAAUGAAAUUGAUGAAAAAGUGAUUAGAAGCACUAGUCAAAAUAUAGAAACGAAUUUACGUUUACAUAUUCACUCUCACUUGCAGUUGGAUGCUGCUAAUCCCUUUGAAUUGGAGAUGACCAAAAAGUUAUUACUGGCUAUAGACACAUUUCGGAUAUUGACUAUUUAUAUGUGUAUUGUUCCAUCCAUAGAACAUUACCUGUCUACUAUGUACUACAACUUAACAACAGUUGUAUUGUCUGAUUGGAAAACUUAUGGUGAAAUGAGACAAAUGGCAAAAUUUAAAUUUAAUCUAAAGACUGUUCAAGAUAAUCUACCAACACAAACAUUGGAACAAGGUUUGGAUGUUUUAGAAAUUAUGCGUAAUAUACAUGUAUUUGUAUCUAAGUAUUUGUACAACCUGAAUAACCAAAUCUUUAUUGAGAAAAGUAGUAAUAACAAACAUCUGAAUUCUAUAAAUAUAAACCAUAUAGCAAAUUCUAUCAGGACACAUGGCACUGGCAUAAUGAAUACAACAGUCAAUUUCACAUACCAAUUUUUGAAAAAGAAAUUUUUUAUUUUUUCUCAAUUUAUGUAUGAUGAACACAUUAAAUCGAGACUUAUUAAAGAUUUGCGAAAUUUCAAAGAUACGUCACAGACUAAUAACAACAUGUAUCAUUAUAAAUAUGCAGAAAAAUUUAACAAGGGCAUUAAAGUUCUUGGCUUAGAUGAAGAUGGCCAAAGUUAUUUAGAUUUAUUUAGAGAACUCAUUAGUCAAAUUGGUAAUGCAAUGGGAUAUGUAAGGAUGAUACGAUCUGGAGGCAGGCACUGUUGUUCAGAUGCUACGGUUUUCUUACCAAAUUUGGAGGAAGUCCAAUCAUUUAAGGAUUUAUGUGAUGAAAAUAAGCUGGGACCAAGAACCAUUAAUGCUUCUGAGAAUUUAGACCAUAACAUUAAUGGUUUGAUUUCAAAUUUCAUACAAGGCACGGAAUAUUUUAAGCUUCUUGUAGAUGUGUUUGCUCCAGUCUUUAGAAACCCAAAAAAUGUUCAUCUUAGAAACUUUUACAUCAUUGUUCCUCCUUUAACAUUGAACUUUAUUGAACACAUGAUAUUGUCAAAAGAUAAAAUGACGAAAAAGAAUAAAAUCGGAGCUGCAUUUACUGACGAUGGUUUCGCAAUGGGUGUUGCAUAUAUACUGAAAUUAUUGGACCAGGGUUCUAAUUUUGAAUCACUGCAUUGGUUUGAUUCAGUCUGGAAACAUAUUCAAUAUGAGAGGAACUUAGUGGAAGACCAAAAAAACAAAGGUUCCCUGCAACUACAGCAGGCUUUGGCCCUUACAGAAAAAAAAUUAAACACCAUAGAACAAGAAUUUAAACUUCUUUAUUACAGCCUUACCAGUGCAAGGAUAUUCUUUAGAUAAAAGCAGGA
Molecule: messenger RNA, 3393 nt
Organism: Achroia grisella
Lineage: Eukaryota; Metazoa; Arthropoda; Insecta; Lepidoptera; Pyralidae
Gene: SWIP
Product: WASH complex subunit 4
Exons: 5
Coding region: 110-3385 (1091 amino acids)
Biological process (GO): endosome organization; endosomal transport
Cellular component (GO): endosome; WASH complex
Source: RefSeq, a predicted model, not a curated record